Messenger RNA from Pollicipes pollicipes, 613 nucleotides. RefSeq lists its product as uncharacterized. NCBI's taxonomy places the organism in Eukaryota, Metazoa, Arthropoda, Thecostraca, Pollicipedomorpha, Pollicipedidae. The record is from RefSeq and is a predicted model, not a curated record.
UUUUCCAUCACCCGGCAGAGAAGUCCGGCGGACCGAAAUACGAUCACGACAAGGCCAAUCGGGGAUCCUUGACACAUGUCAGCGUCCCCGGGGGCUCAGUGACAUUUGAGAAGACCACACAGCAUCACGCAAUGGAGCCGAACUUAUUCGUUCGCUUCAUCAGCUCAUUCUUCGACGCGCCCCUGAACGUGUCAGCCGGCCACACGCUGGAUGCUGAGCCAAGGCCACCGAGACUGCACGGAUCCCCGAUCAUGAGCCUCUUCGGCGACGAUGACGACGACGAUGACGACGACUCUGAAGAUGGCAUUAUCGACCUCGACCUUUAAGCCUCGGUACGGGAGCUUCAGCAGUGAGUGCUAGUCAAUUUUAUUACGGUAGAGACAUGUCUCCAGUCCCAGCAGACGUCUUUGUUAAAAUAUGCUGCAUUCAGAAAAUGUGUUACACUGAGGGGUGCGCAACCUGUGGCGUAGCACAGCAUGUACUGCCGCAAGAAGGGAGGGAGAGAGUGGGAGACGGAAACGGAUCAACUAAUGCCUAUGGAGCAAGGAUGCCAUUGUUCAUGUACGCUGAAUAAGUAGAUAUUUCUGAUGGAAAUAUAAACAAUUUACAGCAA